Molecule: messenger RNA, 2415 nt
Organism: Trypanosoma rangeli
Lineage: Eukaryota; Euglenozoa; Kinetoplastea; Trypanosomatida; Trypanosomatidae
Product: putative FG-GAP repeat protein
Exons: 1
Coding region: 1-2415 (804 amino acids)
Source: RefSeq, a predicted model, not a curated record
AUGUCCGUGGGUUUAUACUCUCUGAUAGACGACACGAAUGUCAGCAGCAACUGCGGUUCCAACGGGUUUACUGAGGUGCGGCGCUUACCGGCGACUCAAGUGAACUCGUGGGAGUUUCGAAGGCACGCGCAGGAGGGGUCUGUUAUGCCCAAUGCUCUUGUCGCCUGCGACGUGGAUGGGGAUGGAGUGGCAGAGAUCGUCUUUGGCACCACCGGGGGGCAAAUCCUCGUGGUGAAGGCGGAUCAUCGCAUACCAAUCUACUCCCGCACACUUACCGCGACCAUCUCCAUCGUGCUGUACAGCGUGGCCUACCGUCGACUGGUGGUGCUGACGCUGGAAGGGCAGUGCGAAGUCACGGAGGGAUUCCUCGUGGGGGGCUGCAGGCCUGCACCACCGGCAUCCAGCACCUCAGGCCAAAGCAAGCGACAGCUUGAUGUGGUGUCCACACUCAGUGUGGACACCAGCAGCCACCUAACUAACUAUGUGACUGGUCAGGACGAGGGAAUCAAGGUAAAUAAUACCUCGUUUAUGUCUUCGCAUGUUUUCUGCGUUGCCCCAAACUGCACUUGCGGCGAUAUCACGGCCGAAGAAGGCGCCACUACAGUAUUUUUAGGCUCUGAAAACUGCAUCUAUGCGUACUCCCUCACACCGGAUGGCGAGUGUCUUGGCUCACUCUUUUUGCAGGCACCUGUGACCUCCAUGAGAUGUUUCACGGUUCCAUUUGCCACGGAAGGCUAUUUACACGUUCUCAACCCCCCUCCUUUACAAUUCUCGAAAAAUACUGCGGCGACAACGCAGACACCCCUUCGCGAUUUUUUUUCUGGAAAUGGUGAAGUGUGUGGCGGGAUCCCCCAGCAGCCGAUGGAGGGCGCCACAUUGCUGCUGUUAAGUUGUCAGGAACAGCUUGUUCUACUCAACGCAUCUACGAGCAGUGUAAGGGCGUGGGGCGUGUCAGGCCGGUCGCGGUGUGUUGCGAUGUUGGAGGAGGCAGCUGCAGAUUCCAUAGGGAAGGUCACUGGACGUGAUGCCUGUAUGGCUUCGUGCUCCUCUGCUCAUUGCACGGAGGUACUAUUUUCCGAUUACGCGGCCAACGCCGAAACGACACUCUUGCAACCACUAUGGCAAUGUUGGAUGAGCCGCUUGUCAGAACUGCAACAACAGCCUCGCCCACAGACGUUCUCGCUGGAUGAAGGUCGUGUGCAGAGCUGGAAACGUAAGGCAUCACCAGAGGGGGGCACGGUUCCUGUGUCUGAUAUUGUUAAUGCGGUGGCGCGAGAUGAAGCGGGGUUGUCGCCAAGCAAGCAGAUUGUACGACGCAGCCUCGGCACCUCCGUCGUUGCAGGUGGUGCAUCACAUCGGAGAGAAGAUAGUGAAAUGCCGUUGGAUGUGUUGGAACACGGUUUGCAGCUUUCCUUCGCAGUGGAUGUGGCAGUGGGUAGAGAUAAGCUGCAGUUCGCCGUUGUCGGCGAGGAUGGGCGUUGGUUCAUACUUGAGAUGUCACCUGCGUACAACAGCAGUCUGACGGAGGCGGUACGAACAGUGUCAAGUACAGCCCCCGAUAAGACUGCCACUCAUGAGGCCCCUAUAAAAUGGGUCAAAGCCUCUAUCCUGUGCAUAGCAUCAGGUAAUCUGAAACCACAGUGGAUGCUGCAGUGUUUUUGUUACUACUGUGUUGAAAACGAUGAAUUUUGCUCCGUAUUUUUUUCCACGGAGGGCACCUGCUACUUGGUGAACGGCAACAGCAAGACAUGUAUUGAGUCGUAUCUGAAGGCGGAUGCAAUGUCUUGUGCUAUCGUGAAAGGUGGGGUCAUGGGGAACCCCAUGCACCCAUGUUGGGCUCCUUCCAGUCGUGCAGCGACAAGCAUGCCUACCGGCGUCUCCGCUGCUUCGUUGCAACCACAAAGCAGGCUUGGAUGUUGUUGCGGCUGCAACUGUGGCUCUGUAGAAACAUGCAAUAACCGUAAUAUUUUUCUCGUGUGUCUGACUAUGGAUGAGAUUGUGCUUUCUUCGGUGGGUGGGGAGUCGUUCCUUUCAGCGCAGCAGUGUUCAGGGCACCGGACAGGCGCAGGAGAGCAAACAUGGAAGUCCUCAGGGCCUGUAGCCAUUGCCCACGCCGCAAACAUGGCCGCAGCUGGUGGGAUGAUGCAUGGGCGGAGCGAGGUUUGUGGUGUCUGCGGCAUCCCCACGGAAGGCGGUGUGCACGUCGGCGAUGACGUGGAUGGCGAGGAUGAAAGAGAGGAGGAACUGAUGCUAGAAUUGGGUACCGCCUUACUUGAAGCGGAAGGCUGCGCAGACCCGGCGACGCUAUUCUCUCCAGAAGAGCGUCGCUUUGUGGCGCGGAAGCUGUGCGUCGCCGGUUACACACCGCAUGAGUGGGAUUUGCUGCAGCAGAUGCAUGCGGAGUUAUCGGAAUAA